AAUGUGUGCUGCUUCAGUUCUUUGCGGUAACUCCUCUGCUGUGGAAACGACGGAAGCGCAGUUCUGGAUUUUGGUUUGACUGGCAGAAAGAAAGAAGGAUGGAGUUUCUGACAGGAAACCCGUUUACUACACCGGUGGGCCAGCGAAUAGAAUAUGCAACCAGCUCCAGUCUCCAGUCGGAGGACUGGGCUCUCAACAUGGACAUCUGUGACAUCAUCAAUGAGACAGAGGAGGGGCCUAGAGAUUCAUACAAAGCAAUAAAGAAGAGGAUUGUUGGAAACAAGAACUUCAGAGAGGUCAUGCUGGCAUUGACUGUGCUGGAAGCGUGUGUGAAGAACUGUGGCCACAGGUUCCAUGUGCUAGUCUCAACCAGGGAGUUUGUUGAGGGGGUUCUUGUCAGGUCCAUCUUACCCAAGAACAAUCCCCCUCUGGUCCUGCAUGACAGAGUGCUCAGCCUUAUACAGGCAUGGGCAGACGCAUUCCGCAGCUCACCAGCUCUGACGGGCGUGGUCUCUGUGUACGAGGACCUGAGACGGAAAGGACUGGAGUUUCCCAUGACUGAACUAGACGGAUACUCUCCCAAUCACACUCCAAAUAGGACUGUGCCUGAUAACGGGCCUGUCACUGUAUCUGCUGCACCCUCAUCCCCCAGGCCUGUCCCCAUAUCACCACAGCUUCCUGCAUCCCAACAGAGCGAGCAGAUACCCCUCACCUUCACACCUUAUCAGGUUAAAAAGUUGAAGACCGACCUGGGAGUGGUUCGAGGUAACCUGACAGUGAUGUCAGAUAUGAUGUCUCAACUGGAUCCAGCAACAGCUAAGCAUUCAGACACAGAGCUGCUUCAGGAGUUGUAUGCAGCAUGUAAAGACAUGCAGGAUAAGAUAAUGGAGCUGGUCCCAAGACUCAGUGAGGAGAAACUGACAGAGGAGCUGCUGGUUGCCAACGAUGAAAUCAAUGCCACAUUCACUCGCUACCAGAGGUUUCAGAGACAAAGAGCUACACAUGCAGGUAAGUGUUUUUCUUAA
Molecule: messenger RNA, 1025 nt
Organism: Oncorhynchus tshawytscha (Chinook salmon)
Lineage: Eukaryota; Metazoa; Chordata; Actinopteri; Salmoniformes; Salmonidae
Product: target of Myb protein 1-like
Exons: 9
Coding region: 99-1025 (308 amino acids)
Biological process (GO): signal transduction
Cellular component (GO): membrane; endosome
Molecular function (GO): ubiquitin binding; clathrin binding; phosphatidylinositol binding
Source: RefSeq, a predicted model, not a curated record